Messenger RNA from Talaromyces stipitatus ATCC 10500, 1542 nucleotides. RefSeq names its product adenine phosphoribosyltransferase 1. Gene Ontology annotation, cellular component: cytoplasm. Gene Ontology annotation, molecular function: adenine phosphoribosyltransferase activity; AMP binding; adenine binding. Bases 255 to 890 code for a protein of 211 amino acids. Gene Ontology annotation, biological process: adenine salvage; AMP salvage. The transcript has 2 exons. The record is from RefSeq and is a predicted model, not a curated record. NCBI's taxonomy places the organism in Eukaryota, Fungi, Ascomycota, Eurotiomycetes, Eurotiales, Trichocomaceae.
CGUAUACAUGUAUCAAGUACUGGUACUAAAAUUACAUACAUCGGAUCAGAUCACCGACUGAGACGCGGAAAAAAAUUUAGAACACCUUUCUAUUUUUUUUCUGUAGCAAAACUUCCCCUCCUCUCUAUCGCCUCUCUGCCUAUCUCUCCCGCCUUAGUUAGUCCCGCCUCCUAUAUUUUCUUCUUUCUUCUUCCCCCUCCCCCCAUUUAUAUACUCUUCUCUCCCCCUCUUCCGUCCGUCGUCUUCCUCUCAGCAUGUCCCAGCAGAUCACUGCACAGGAUGCCUCCAACACCGCCCAAGAGUCCGGACACGCCACCUCCCAUCCCCCCCGCACCACCGAACUCGCCAGUCUUAAGAUAAGACUUCGAUCUGCUUUACGCCAGUUUCCCGACUUCCCCGAACCCGGCAUUCUCUUCGAGGAUAUCCUACCCCUCUUCGCCGAUCCGACUCUUCACGAAGCCCUCAUCCGAUCUCUCGAGUUGCAUAUCCUCGAGACAUACCAUGAGAAGCCCGAUGUCAUUGUCGGCUUGGAUGCCCGCGGCUUCUUGUUUGGACCUAGUCUUGCGUUGAGAUUGGGCGCUGGCUUCGCUCCGGUGCGCAAGCGGGGUAAAUUGCCUGGUCCUUGUGAAACCGAGUCGUUCAAGAAGGAGUACGGCGAGGACUUUUUCCAGAUGCAGGCAGAUGCGGUGAAGAAGGGGCAAAAAGUGCUGGUUGUCGAUGAUAUUAUUGCAACGGGAGGCUCUGCUGCUGCUGCCGGCAAUCUCGUCACGAAACUCGGAGGAACCUUGAUUGGAUUUGUCUUCAUUCUGGAACUCGACUUCCUCAAGGGAAGAGACAAACUACCUGCUCCUGUGUUCACUCUUCUUCAUGGACAAGAAGGAAAGGUAUAAACCUUUCCUCUUUGGAUUUUUAUAAUCUCUCCACACACGUGGAAGACAUUAUGAUUCUUUCCGCAAGCUGAUUUCGGCAUAAAAUUUGUUUUACUUUUCACCUCGCUUUCUUGGUGCAUGCAUAUCAUGGAGAGAGAUUCAGAUGAACACCGGCGGAUUCCGAGUUACAGGCAACAAAAAUUCAACAAUCAUAAUGUCGACCGGUGGGUAUAUUUCGCGGUCUUUGUUAGCAGACUAUGAUUUCGACAAACAUGCAAUACCGCUCAGACUAUUCCCACCGCCAGACAAUCCCAUUAUUCGGCGUGAUCUAUCUACUCCAGAAGAUCUUUCAGUCGAAAAAAAAAGACAGAUCCCACCGCGAACAAGAGAAAAACGGAAGUCUGCAGUUCCUUGAAACAUUAUGAGCGAGGGCUUAAUCACCUCUUAAUAAUACCACUAUCGCACCACUUGCUUUUAUUUCGUCUGAACAUUUUAGAUUCCUCCAUUUGGUGGACUUCGUCAACAAUUGCUUACUUAAUGAUGUCGUGCGUCUUGUCUAUGCAAACUAGAUAGUUGUCGUACGUUUUACCGUUGGGAUACUUUAUUAUUUUUGUACAUAGAUUGCUGAACAUUGGAGAUUCGAAAAUCCGAGCUGUCAAGCUGUCAGACUCAG